This is a messenger RNA of Trichophyton rubrum CBS 118892, 1868 nucleotides long. RefSeq lists its product as uncharacterized. NCBI's taxonomy places the organism in Eukaryota, Fungi, Ascomycota, Eurotiomycetes, Onygenales, Arthrodermataceae. Bases 152 to 1528 code for a protein of 458 amino acids. The transcript has a single exon. The record is from RefSeq and is a predicted model, not a curated record.
CCUCGCCUCAUCAACAAGCGGCCCCCUAUUCUCAGCUCAAAUGUGCAGAUUUUUUCAAGAGAUUCUUGCGUGUUGCUCAGACUUGCCUUCCUGGCGAAGCCCUGAGCUGAGCUGAGGUCGAGCAAUUUGACCAACCUUUCACGACAGGGUGAUGUGGCUGUUUCGGGGGGCCCAGUCUGCGAUCUUCUACUACGCAGCCUGUACUCCUUGUACAGAGCAUCUCCAGAAACGGAAGAGGAAGAGAGACGCAGCGCGGACCGCACGUGAGGCCGGCAGGGAUGCCCUCGUUACCGACCAGCCUGUCUUCUACCAGCCAACGCCGUUCAGCACAAACAGAUACUGGAGCGAGGAGAUUGCUCUAGGACCUGGGCCGCCAGCGAGACGUGGGAGGAACAAUAACAAUCACAAUGCUACCAGUCGGACGGGGAGCCAGAAGAACCUGGCUGCACUUGAAAAGGAGAAGCCCACUGUGACGGAGAAAGCAGUGCUGACCGGAGUACUGGAGGACUUGCCCAUAGCAAAGGACAGCAGCAGUAAUGGCAGGAAGAACGAUAUGGGAAGCGAUCUGGCUACUCGGUGGAAUAGUGUACGGUAUCAACGGGACGACGAAGUGCUUUGGGGGUGCGAAGGAAGGGCUUCGUCUACGAGUUUACGGGUUGCAACUCGUGGCUCUUCAAAAUACUCCCUCGAUCCACCACCAGAAGUUCAUGACGUCUAUCCACCAAUUGCAAAUGCGUUGAUGAGGAAAGAAGAGAUUCAAUGGAUGCUUCAACCACCGCCGAGUGCGAAGGUUAUGGAGGGCAAGAUCCGAGCAGACCCUACCUCGAGGUUCUCGGCAAGCAGUAGCCCGCUUCUCAGGGGUAUUACACAGUCGCCGAGUAAUACUGGUAUUGACACACAUAGACAUCAACAUCUUCUCUCUCGGCCAUCUCCCGUCCAAAGUCCCGAAUCAGCUUCGCUCAGGCAUAGCCCUACUACAAAAUCACGCAAGUCCUCGACGGGAGCGACUAUAUCCCGCGACUUAAUACCCAUCGACUCCUUGAUCUCUCUCUCAAACACUGCCCAGUCACAGGACCAGCAGCGUUCUUCCCCCCCUUGUCUCUCUACUACAGUUCGCAGACAAUCGUUGGACCGUCAUCAUCACCAACAACAGCAGCAACAACAACAGCUCACCCUCUCUCCAUCCAACGACUCCAGUACUGCUUCUCCACUAGAACUAAAACCGUAUGUAUCACUCCCCAGUCUCCAACCCCCGAGGACCCGCCAGCACCGCAAAUAUGAAACAGAACACCGACCAACAUCCAAAGAAACCGUUGACAGCGGCAAGGCUUUCCGGCCUAUCACGCCUUCCUCUAACAACGCCCAUUGGCUUCGUGCCGCAAGCCGUUCAAAGACGUCAAAGUUACCGUUCACCAGCACCGUACAGCUGGCUAACGAUGAUAAUCAUGAUUCGGACCACACUCUUGAUGAUGUCGAGUUUGAUCGAGUAGAUCGUAUCCGAACAUACAGAUGGAGCAUGGACUUUUAACCAGUCUCUACCUUCCUCCUUCCUUAAAAGAAAAGCAAACAUAAAAGAGUUAGAAAAAAUGGGUGUUUCUUGUAUAUAUUCUUCAUCCCUUCUCUAACCCGACGCUUUGAUUUUUAUAUCCGCUGUAUUUGCCCUUCCCUCGCCUUUUUCCCAUACACGGCAUAUCGCCAGUAUACGCAAUGCAUCAGCUUGGCUAUACCAUACCACCCCCCCUGGCCGGAUUGGCCCUUCUAUAUCUUACUGCAUGAAACUUCCACAGCAUGGUCUGUCUUUAUUCGUUCGUACGUCUGCAUAUUUCAUUUCCUUCGCGCAUUCGUUUAACUCCGCCUUUUUUUCCCUC